Molecule: messenger RNA, 678 nt
Organism: Prorocentrum cordatum
Lineage: Eukaryota; Dinophyceae; Prorocentrales; Prorocentraceae
Source: the annotation of a GenBank genome assembly
AUGCAGACGCUGCGGAUGCUGGAAGCGCGUCGGCGGGUCACCCGCGACCGCGUUCAGCGACCGAUCUACAUCAGGGAUCUCAUGAGGAUCCGCAGGAAGAUCUGGACCGCGAACAGUGCCCUGCAGCACUGCCUGCACGAGGCUGGCAAUCCCCGAGUACGAGCGCCUCGCCUAGCUCAGCCUGGCCCGAUCCACAAGCAGCUGGUGAACGCAGAGGGGGAGAUCGAGGACGACCCGCUGCGGAUCAAGGAGCUCCUGGGGCGCGAGCAUGGCAGCGCCUUCAGGGCUCCGUGCGACAUGAAGGCCAUGGAGGCACCUGGCGUGGGCGGGGUGGUCGCCGAGGUCUUGCAGGCCCUCGACUCUGGCUUCCUCGCCUCGCUCGCGGCCGCCUUCGAGAACCGCUUCUGCGGGGUGCCCGAGCAUGUCGGGGGCCAAGCCCGGUCGAAACACAUCGCCCAGCUCGCGAAGAAGAAGGGGGGCAAGCACGCGCUCAAGGGGUGCAGGCCGAUCGCGCUUCUGACUACCUUCGAGAAGCUCUACUCGGUUGGCCCGGUCAAGAAGUGCGCCAACACGUUGACCCCACGGAGCCCACAGUGCGCCGAUUGGAAGUUCCACCAAGCGAUGAACGUGAUCUUCAGCAUGCGCAUGCUGGCGGAGAAGGCCCGCGAGUGGAAGUAA